UAAAUAAGAGAAUUAAUGGAUAAUCAAUAUCAAGUAGAGGAGGAGUAGGGAUGAACGGAUUAGUGCGGUAGCCUUUCCCGCUGCCUACCCACCUCCCCCCACCUGCAAGCAGCACCGCACUGCGCCGCUGCUGCGACGUACCACGCUAUCCAGAAGAAAAUCCCCUGGCCUGCCACUGCCCUGCUCUGCUCGGCCCGUCAGUAACAACCAGAAUUCACAGUUCCAUUUCAAGAGCAAAAGAUAAAAAUGGCAGCUCGGCACAGUGCACAGUUACCAGUACCAGCUUCUCUUCCCUGCAGCAUCAACAUGGGUUGCUCGCCCUCGCAGUUAAUUCCUUCCUGCUCCUCCAAUCACCCGGGACCAUCGCCAUUAGCAGAAGCAAGCUUUUCCAAUAUCAUUCAUCGUAUUGAUUAGUUGCGGCAUUUAAUUAUGUUUUUUUAAACUUGCCGAGCUUUUCCCUCCAUGGCUGCCGUUCCUUCCGGAUGAGGAACAGUAUAUGGUAUGCUUCUUCUUCUUCUCCUAUUAAUAUGCGCGUCGUUGCCGGAGCACGAGGCCUGUGCAAGAAUUCGAAUUCCUUCGGUGUGUGUGUGUGUCCUCGUGCCCGCGCAGCUUGCUAACAAUGGAGAAUUGCGAGAGAGGAAGGGGGGCAGGGGCGGACGCGUUGCCUCUGCCUCUGCCGCCGCGUCUGGCGGCCAUGUCGGCUUCGUCGUCGAUGGCGGCGGCGGCAUCCAUCCGGGCGCACCUGGCGAGGACCGCGAGCGGGGUGGACUACCAGGCGUCGCCGCGGUCGCUGCUGUCGCGCAUCCUGUUGCGCGGGGGUGGGGACGGCGGGAGCGGGGGAGGGUUUGGGUGCCGGGUGCGGCUGCCUCGGCGGUACGGUGGCGGCGGGAGGGAGGAGCGGAAGGACGGCGCCGAGCAGGGGGACACACCCAGGGUGAAGGUUGUGGAGCGGGCGCCGCCUGAGCUGCCCGUCGAGACGCCGCGGAGUUCUUUAGGGAGGAAGAAGCCGGAGGAGGAGCUGGUGUCCAUGAACCUUGGGCUGGGGGCGAGCCUGGUGCUGCUCCUGUCCAAGAGCGCCGUCGAGCUGAACAAGAUGGUGGAGCUGCGCGCGCAGAUGGAGGCGCUCGUGUCGGAGAUCAGGCAGGCGGCGCAGAGGAAGGAGAAGCACUCUGCUGUUGCCCCUGCCUCCACCUCCCAAGAAUCCAACGGCAGCACCACCGUGAAGGACCUCAUUGCUUUUCCCGCCGCCGACGUCGACGCGGUGUCCAACUGCUCCCGGACGGCGGACCACGCGCUUUCCGGCCGUACGGUCGUCGUCAUGGACCAGAUGGAGGCAGAGCUCCAGGUCGAGCUGCACCGCCUGCAGCGCAGUACGGCGCACGGCGACAAGCGAAUCGCCCCAAUGCAAGGACUAGAGUUGCCAUUUUUGAAGUUGAAGACGAAGGGCAAUAUCUCCGAUAGCCCGUCGCGGAGCUGCGUCGACGACGGCGACGGCGCCAAGGACGACGACGAACUAGACGGCAAUGCCGAGGACGAAGAGGAGGACGAGGAGGCGGAGGAGGAAGAGGAGUUCUGCGAGGACAAGAGCCCCCCGCACGGCGGCGUGUCGGCGCGUGCGCUGGAGCGGCGGCUGCACGAGCUGCUGCAGAAGCGGCAGCAGGAGCGGAUCGUGGAGCUGGAGUCGGCGCUGGACAGCGCGCAGCGGCGGCUCCACGAGAAGGAGCGCGAGGUUGUGUGGUGGCGCGACGCUGCCAAGCUCGUCUCGCACCGCCGGGACGAGUCGCGCCGGAGCGUCAGGUAGUUGGCGCGAACGCGCGUUCCCGCGCGCGGGGGUAGCAGUAGUUAGUUCGCCGCGGCCCAGGCGGCUGCUGCUGCUGCUGC
Messenger RNA from Phragmites australis (common reed), 1881 nucleotides. Its product is annotated as protein POLAR LOCALIZATION DURING ASYMMETRIC DIVISION AND REDISTRIBUTION-like. Bases 620 to 1801 code for a protein of 393 amino acids. NCBI's taxonomy places the organism in Eukaryota, Viridiplantae, Streptophyta, Magnoliopsida, Poales, Poaceae. The transcript has 3 exons. The record is from RefSeq and is a predicted model, not a curated record. Gene Ontology annotation, biological process: asymmetric cell division.